This is a messenger RNA of Culex pipiens pallens (northern house mosquito), 1776 nucleotides long. RefSeq names its product probable cytochrome P450 9f2. The transcript has 2 exons. Gene Ontology annotation, molecular function: heme binding; monooxygenase activity; iron ion binding. Bases 36 to 1640 code for a protein of 534 amino acids. The record is from RefSeq and is a predicted model, not a curated record. NCBI's taxonomy places the organism in Eukaryota, Metazoa, Arthropoda, Insecta, Diptera, Culicidae.
AUAAAUUGGACUCGCUGUCCGCAACACGCAAACUAAUGGAAGUAGAUCUAUUGUACGUUCUUGCCGCGGUUAGCGUAGUUGGAUUUGUGUACUAUUGGUUGACGAAAAAUAAAGGCUAUUUUCAUAACAAACCAAUCCCUUCGAUGGCUGUCAAGCCAAUUGUGGGCAGCGCCGCUGAUUUGUACCUUAAAAAGUGUUCCUUCUCGGAAUACAUCGAACGAGCGUAUAACAAGUUUGCUGGUGUGAAAGUUUUUGGCCUUUUUGACGCCAAUAUCCCAAUGUUUGUGAUUCGUGAACCGGAACUGAUCAAGCGAAUCGGCGUGAAAGACUUCGAGCACUUUAUGGAUCAUCGACCGAUUUUCGGAACGGAUACCGACCAUCCCGAUAUCCUGUUCCCAAAAAGCCUGUUCGCGUUGACGGACCAAAAGUGGAAGAACAUGCGUGCGACACUGAGUCCGGCCUUUACUGGUUCCAAGAUGCGGCAGAUGUUCGAUCUGGUCGUUGAGUGCAGCGAGAACAUGGUCAAGUUCUACCAGAACGAAGUUCGGACCAAGGGCGGAUCGCAGGAGUACGAAAUGAAGGAUGUAUUUUCGCGAUUCACGAAUGAUGUGAUUGCGACGUGUGCCUUUGGUAUCAAGGUGGACUCGUCGAGGGAUCAAGAUAACGAGUUUUAUCAGCAGGGCAAGCGAAUGAUGCAGUUUGGAAGAUUUAAUGUGAUAUUACGCACUUUUGGAUACCGGUUCGUUCCAUCAAUGAUGGAUAAGCUCGGGAUUGAUAUUAUAGACAAGGAACAAAAUACGUACUUUGCUACGUUGAUCAGAGAUGCAGUAAAAACAAGGGAGUCCCACGGAAUUGUCCGGCCAGAUAUGGUAAAUCUUCUGAUUGAAGCUAGAAAGGGUACGUUGAAGUAUCAACAUGAAAACGAACAAAACGAAGGAUUCGCCACGGUAUUGGAAUCCGAUGUGGGUAAAGCUCAAGUCAUGAAGUCCAUGAGUGAAAGUGAAAUGAUUGCGCAAUGCUUGAUCUUCUUCCUGGCCGGAUUCGACACAGUGUCCACCUGUCUAACGUUCCUAGCGUAUGAGCUAACAAUGAAUCCAGAAGCGCAGAACAAACUCUACGAAGAAAUAAUGGAAAUGAAACGUUCCCUUAACGGAAAAUCUCUCACCUAUGACGCGCUCCAAAAAAUGAAAUACAUGGACAUGGCCGUUACGGAAUCGCUCCGGAUGUGGCCACCGGUUCCCGCAGUGGAUCGACUUUGCGUGCGCGACUACGUGCUCGACGAUGGAGAGGGAUUGAAGUUUACAAUCGAAAAGGGAACGGGAGUAUGGUUCCCGGUGCACGGGUUGCAUCACGAUCCCAAGUUCUACCCAAACCCCAAAAAGUUUACCCCGGAACGGUUCAGUGACGAGAACAAGGCGAGCAUAAAUCCUGAUGCUUACUUGCCGUUUGGAGUCGGCCCACGGAACUGUAUUGGAUCGAGAUUUGCCCUGAUGGAGGUUAAGGCAAUCGUGUACUACAUGUUGAUGAACUUUAGCUUCGAAAAGACGUCGAACACGCAAGUUCCACUGCAGCUCAAAACAGGACUUUCCAUGAGUCCUGAGAAGGGAGUUUAUGUGAACUUUAAACCACGAAAAGUUUAAUCAAAGAGAGGAAAUAAAAUGUUGCGUAGCGUUAGGUCGGGUUGUGAACAAACUUGACAUACCUGAAUAGUCAUUUCCAUAGCGUAAGAAAUCUUUUGAAUAAUCUGAAAAUAAACAAAUAAAACUUGUAAAUCAA